AUGAGAAUUAUAUUGAUUCUCAUUAUCAUCUGUAUUAUUGUGGGAAAUACGUUGGUUUUGGUUGCAACAUGGAGAGAAAGAAGUCUUCAUCAACCAAACAAGUAUUUUAUCGCUUGUCUCGCUGUCGCUGACCUUUUGGUUGGUUUGUUUUUAGCACCAAUGCAGGUGUAUAACCUCCGGUUUCUUCUCGACUAUAAAUUUUACUCCGCAUCCCCUCUUUCCGAUAGCGGGGGAGUUCUGGAAACAGGGAGCUGGGGCCGUUGCCGUGAAGCUGAUGAUCCAAUGAAUUUCUACCUCACUUUGUUUAUAAUUGUGUUCCUUUUACCUACCCUAGUCAUAUUGGUUAUGUACGUUCUAAUCUUUCGUGUUGCACGUAAGCGACAAAAGAUGUUGCGAAAUGGCGAACUGGGACAGGCAUCCAUUGACCUAAACCAGCAAACUGCUGUUCACCGUCAAGAUAUGAAAGUGAUUCGGUUAUUGGUGAUCAUAAUGGGAGUAUUUAUGCUUUGCUGGAGUCCUUGGUUCAUUCUGGUCUACUACUCGAUUUUCGGAGAUUAUUCAAAUUUGAAUGAGUGGGUCAGAUAUUGCAAUGACGUUGGCAAACAUCACCUGUGCAGCAUGUAA
Messenger RNA from Dendronephthya gigantea, 624 nucleotides. RefSeq names its product D(1C) dopamine receptor-like. The transcript is spliced from 3 exons. Gene Ontology annotation, cellular component: membrane; dendrite. Gene Ontology annotation, molecular function: neurotransmitter receptor activity; G protein-coupled serotonin receptor activity. The record is from RefSeq and is a predicted model, not a curated record. NCBI's taxonomy places the organism in Eukaryota, Metazoa, Cnidaria, Anthozoa, Malacalcyonacea, Nephtheidae. The coding region runs from base 1 to 624 and encodes 207 amino acids. Gene Ontology annotation, biological process: G protein-coupled receptor signaling pathway, coupled to cyclic nucleotide second messenger; chemical synaptic transmission.